Messenger RNA from Racocetra persica, 1389 nucleotides. NCBI's taxonomy places the organism in Eukaryota, Fungi, Glomeromycota, Glomeromycetes, Diversisporales, Gigasporaceae. The record is from the annotation of a GenBank genome assembly.
UGAUGCUUCAGACAAAAAACAAAAAUUAAAUGAUGACCAAUCCUCUAAAAUAAUAGAAUCCAACAGAGAAUUGUGUGAAGAAAUCUUCAAUUCAAAUUAUACCCAGCCACAAUUUAUCUCAAAAUUUCGUAGGGCAUUUAGAAAUCGCCAAGAUUUCAAAGAUCCAUUAACAAAUGCUACUGUACAUGGCUCCCCAUUUCCAAUAGCUCUUUUUCCUAAUCUCUUUCCUUCACAAUUUCUUGAAUCAGUAAAAGCAGAGCUCGAAUCUGAAGAAUUUUAUCAUAAGUCUAAUGAUUUGUACGAAUUUUAUCAAAGUGAAGAUUUAAAACUCUCGAAAAAUCCAAAUACUAUAAAAUUACGAGAAACAGUAUAUUCCGAAAGUUUUGUACGAACAAUAUCAGAAUUAACAGGAAUUCAACUUGAUUCUACACCAGAUUUAUCUGCGCAUCAAUAUAUACAAAGUAAUUAUUUAUUGUGUCAUGAUGACGAUAUUAAAGACGAUGAAAAUAUGCAUGGAAGGAGAGUCGCGUUUAUUAUUUAUCUGGUUGAUAAUGAUUGGGUAAAAGAACAUGGUGGUUGUUUGGAUUUAUUCAACACUGAUAGUCAAGGGCAUCCAAAUCAGGUUUCACUUUCAAUAAUUCCAAAAUGGAAUACUAUGGUAUUUUUCGAACUUAGUCCAACCUCAUAUCAUCAAGUUGCCGAAGUUUUAACCUCUACAAAAGUUCGUCUAUCAGUUUCUGGCUGGUUUCAUGGAAAUCUUAAUACUAGAUUAUCAUGUGCUCAAUACGUCCCUACAGUCCCUGCAGAUCCUGAUCACUACAAUAUAAAUCAGAUUGUUAAUCCAAGUUAUUUAACAGAGAAGGGCAUUAAGCAUAUUGGCAAAGUGUUAAGAAAAGAAGCUUCAAUAGAAUUACAACAAUUUCUUCAACAAAAUAUAUAUGAUCAACUUAUUGACAGUUUGAAUCAAGCACAAUGGGAUGUGCAUCCUACAGGACCACCUUUUAUAAGAAGAUACCAUAUUCUUAUAAAUAAUACUACUAGCAAAUUACUGGAUAUUAAUAGUACAUCUCCUUUUCAUCAAUAUAUUUAUAACUUUUUCAAAUCAACAAUUUUCACAAGUUAUCUUGCACAAAUCACUCGCUACAAUAUUAAUAAUGUUUACUCGGAAAUUCGGCAAUUUCAAUCGGGCGAUUAUACCUUAAUUCACGAUCAAGCGUUAGACGAAGAAGGCUUAGAUAUAACGUUUUGUUGUAUUGAAGAAGAUUGGCAGCACGAAUGGCAGGGUGGAACACAUUAUGUUGCUCGAGAAGAAGAAUUACUGACCAUUUGGCCAAAAAGGAAUACGCUGAGCAUAGUAGUGAGAGAUGCUGGAACCAUGAGAUUUGUCAA